AUGCGACGGAAAGGGCUUGUGGUGGAGAGAGUGAGGAAGAGCAAGGAAGAGCAUGGAAGCAGGUCGAGGAAGCGUAUAGCGUACUCGGGGAGCAGGGAGACCAGAGAGGAGAAUACGCCACCGAGAAUUUCAUCACGUACACGAAAGGAUAAAUCUUCGCCAGGACAUCCACAUAGGUACGCAGCGAAUACAAAAUCUGAGCGGCUGAGGGAUCGGAGACGUUGUGACUUUGAAUUUGAUCUCAGGGCAUUGGAAGCUAGGCAGAGGUGGCAGGCGCUAGAGGUUGAGAUCAUGAAUGCUCAGAAGAUGAUUGCUAGACUUGACGGUGAGGUUGAGGAUGAAGGGAUUUGGGAGACUGGCAACGCGGAAGUCUCACACGAUUGGAACAAAACAUAUGGCCGUGGGCAGGUUGUGGGGUAAUAGGCGAAAUGGGUGCUGCAGUUACAUGACGCGGUAAUAUCUGAUUAUGUGAAUAAUAGGCCAUCGAGCAGC
Molecule: messenger RNA, 492 nt
Organism: Macroventuria anomochaeta
Lineage: Eukaryota; Fungi; Ascomycota; Dothideomycetes; Pleosporales; Didymellaceae
Exons: 1
Coding region: 1-420 (139 amino acids)
Source: RefSeq, a predicted model, not a curated record